CUUCAAUAUGACCUUUCUGUUCAAAUAUCUUUUUGUAAAUAUGUCGGGGGUAUAAUUUAGAACAACGUGGUUAUCGAGUAUUUUAGAAUAUAACAUAGCAAAACAUUGACCUCGUCACACGCGAUUUAUAAUGUCUUUGAAAGGGCAGACCGUCUUUAUUCCCGGGGGAUGCGGCACAGUGGGUAUAGGGUUAACUAGAGUGUUUCUUAAAAAAUGGCGCGAAGGUUGCUGUUAGCUCGAGGACACAGGAAAGGUUGGAUGAUUUCAAAAAGUUGAUGGAUCUGGAGGUCCAGUCUAACUUGAUACUCAUUCAAGCAGAUGCUUCCACGGAAACUGGAGCUAAAACAAUAUUAGAUACACUGGUAAAACAAGGUGGCGUACAACAUGUCGUGGCUUUAAUGGGAGGCUGGUGGCAGAAUGGCAGUCUCACGAAGCAAUCACUAGAAGAAUUUGAGAAGGAGAUGCGUGACAGAGUUACAUCCCACUUCAUUUGUGCGAAAACUUUCCUACCACAUAUGGCCGACAUUGACGGGGCAACAUAUACGAUAACAUCCGGGUCAGCUACCUGUGAUGACUGGGACCUUCCGGACAGCUCAAUGAUUAUAGUGGCAGGUGGCGCCGUCUAUGGUGUAUGCCAGGCUCUGCAAUCAGAGUUUAGGGAAGCUAAAUGUGCCGUCAAUGAAGUCAGAAUAGGACUGUUCAUUCAACCUAAGCUUGAUAAAGAUUUGGAGAAACGCUCUUUUGAAAUCCGUGGACGUGAAUUAGAGAUAAUCGGAAAUGACGUCAUUGGUGAUUUCAUGCUGAACGUUCUACUGGCACGUGCAAGGGGAACCAUAAAAAUUAACACAAGGUCAGAUGUAGAAAGAGAGACACAGAAGUUAAAGAAGAACAUCAAGAAAUAAAGAAGAUAAAAAAUUGUCACUGUAUUUUACAUGAUAUGACAAUUUAAAAUCAGACGCAUACUACCCUAAGGUCAACAUUUAGCAAAAAUAAAGAGUUAUAUUUCAUGAACGUUUCGUUACAAGUAAUUAUUUUCUACCUUUUUAUCAUUAAAAAAACAAAGUACAUUUUGUUCAGACUUAUGUACAUUACAAUCCAAUUUACUUGAAGGAACUAAAGGACAUAAAAGGACCAAAAAUAUUUUAAGAUGAUUUUUUAUAUAACUGGAUGUAUAGCUGGACCAAUUACUUGUGAACAUUCGCUCACUUGACCAUUCGCUCACUUACUGUGGUCACUUUUCACUAGACUCGGCCAAACAAUCGCUAAAAUAGUCGAAUUUUAUUAAUUUGAUGUUUUCAGGCUAUUAGACUUUAAAAAGUGGAGUUCCUUUAACAUUAUUCAUAACUCAACUAAU
Ruditapes philippinarum (Manila clam) is the source of this 1354-nucleotide messenger RNA. RefSeq lists its product as uncharacterized. Gene Ontology annotation, molecular function: oxidoreductase activity. The transcript is spliced from 7 exons. The record is from RefSeq and is a predicted model, not a curated record. The coding region runs from base 276 to 902 and encodes 208 amino acids. NCBI's taxonomy places the organism in Eukaryota, Metazoa, Mollusca, Bivalvia, Venerida, Veneridae.